Molecule: messenger RNA, 542 nt
Organism: Strongylus vulgaris
Lineage: Eukaryota; Metazoa; Nematoda; Chromadorea; Rhabditida; Strongylidae
Source: the annotation of a GenBank genome assembly
ACACUAGAAGAUGCCAGAAAAGGGCAGGUGGCAAUUGAUGUGCCAAAUAUUAGCGAUGUUGAAGGAAAUGGAAACACAUCGACGAAACGUAAACGGCAUCGAAUGAGAAAGAAUAGCGCAGAACUGCCGCCAAUGAUGACUGCACCAAGGCAUGUGCAUGGUGGCGAUUGGAAAGAUAUGCUUUAUAUGACAAAUCUGCGACAAAAGAAGAAAAGUGGAAAUGCAUGGAUUGAACGCAAAAUUAAAAAACGGGAAUGUUCGAAAUUUAUGCCAUCCCAGAAGUACUCGACAAGAUGCGGUUGUGGCAUGGCAGAGGCUCAACACCCCCAAGAAGCUCGUAAACCUUUGUCUCCGCACAAAUUUCUCACUCUUCCCGGAGCUGACGAUGAAACGACAAACGAAUCUGAUAGCCAUGAGCCAGCAAAGAGUCAUGGAAAGAAAGCACACGGGCUGAGAUGGACCAUUGGAAAGAACACAGAACUUGCCCCUACCAAUUGCUAUGGAUCAAUCGUGUUUGAAGGUAAGAUGAACUAUCGAUAAAG